Molecule: messenger RNA, 1884 nt
Organism: Purpureocillium lilacinum
Lineage: Eukaryota; Fungi; Ascomycota; Sordariomycetes; Hypocreales; Ophiocordycipitaceae
Product: ERMES complex Ca(2+)-binding regulatory GTPase gem1
Biological process (GO): small GTPase-mediated signal transduction; mitochondrion organization
Cellular component (GO): mitochondrial outer membrane
Molecular function (GO): GTPase activity; GTP binding; calcium ion binding
Source: RefSeq, a predicted model, not a curated record
AUGGCUACAGUGCGCGUCUGCGUAUGCGGCGACGAGAGCACAGGCAAGUCGAGCCUGAUAGCGUCUCUCGUCAAGGACCAGUUCAUGAGCAACAAGAUCCAGCCGGUGCUUCCCCAGAUCACCAUCCCGCCCAGCAUAGGCACGCCCGAAAAUGUCACGACGACGAUUGUCGAUACGUCCGCCCGCCCUCAAGACCGGACGACGCUACGAAAGGAGAUUCGGAAGUGCAACGUCAUCCUCCUCGUAUACGCAGACCACUACAGCUACGAGCGCGUUGCCUUGUUCUGGAUGCCCUACUUCCGCUCUCUCGGUGUAAAUGUCCCCGUCGUCCUAUGCGCCAAUAAGUCCGAUCUUGCCGGGCAGGGAAACACCCCGCAGGUUGUCGAGGAAGAGAUGCUCCCUGUCAUGGCCGAGUUCCGAGAGAUCGAUUCGUGCAUCCGCACCAGCGCCCGCGAGCACAAGAACGUCAACGAAGUCUUCUUCCUGUGUCAGAAGGCGGUGACGCAUCCCAUCGCGCCUCUGUUUGACUAUAAGGAAGGCCACCUCAAGCCCGCUUGCGUCGCCGCGCUGAAACGGGUCUUCUUCCUCUGCGACAAGGACCAGGACGGCUAUCUGAACGACCAGGAGAUGCGCGACUUCCAGGCUCGCUGCUUCGACAAGCCUCUGACAAGCGAUGACCUCGACAAUAUCAAGCUUUCCAUUUCCAAGUCUCUGCCGAACACAACCAUGGAGAGGGGCAUCGACCAGGCCGGCUUCUUGCAGCUCAACAAGAUAUACGCGGAGAAGGGCCGCCACGAGACGAUUUGGAUCAUCCUUCGCAAGUAUCACUACACGGACAGCUUAAGCUUAGAGGACAGAUUCCUCCACCCCAAGUUUGAGGUCCCUGAGUUCUCAUCUGCGGAGCUCAGCCCAGCUGGAUAUCGCUUCUUUGUCGACAUGUUCUUACUGUUUGACAAGGACAACGACGGGGGCUUGAACGAUGACGAGCUGGAGGCCCUAUUCUCACCGACUCCAGGCCUGCCCGCAUCGUGGAUCGACUCAUCGUUCCCUUCCUCGACGGUGCGCAAUGAGGCUGGUCAUAUUACCUUGCAGGGGUGGUUGGCGCAGUGGAGCAUGACGACGUUCCUCGAGCCAAAGACCACUAUAGAGUACCUCGCCUACCUGGGGUUCGAGCCACCGAACCCCAAAGACUCUAUCACCGCUGCGCUGAAAAUCACAAAAUCCCGCAAGAGGAGAAGACGGCCCGGUCGCGUGGAGCGGAAUGUUGUCCUUUGCUAUCUGAUCGGUGCCUCGGGAGCCGGAAAGUCUUCGCUUCUCGAUUCGUUCCUCAACCGACCCUUUGACGGACUGUAUCAUCCGACUAUCAAGCCCCGUCGCGCCGUCAACAGCGUCGAGCUCCCCGGCGGCAAGCAAGUGUAUCUCAUUUUCGAAGAGCUUGGCGAACACGAGGCGGCGGUCCUCGAGAAUCAGUCCAGGCUGGAGUCGUGCGAUCUAAUUUGCUACGCUUACGACUCAUCCGAUCCGGACUCGUUCUCUCACAUCGUGGACAUGCGCACCAAGCAUCCCCACCUCGACGACCUACCGUCGGUGUACACGGCGCUCAAGGCAGACAAGGACAAGACAACCCAGCGCAGCGAGCUCCAACCUGACCAGUACGCUGCUUCCCUCAGCAUGAACCACCCGCUCCAUGUUAGCGUCACCUGGAACAGCAUCAGCGAGCUCUUCGUCGCUCUCGCUGAGACGGCCACGAACCCUAGCCUCGGCUUUCCCAAGACCGAGGAAGAGGCCCCCGACCGCACAAGUCUGUACAUGGCGCUGGGUGCGACAGCAUGCGCCGCCAUCGCUGCCGUAAUGAUCUGGCGGCGAUCGACCAACGCCGCCUGA